Pocillopora verrucosa is the source of this 1974-nucleotide messenger RNA. RefSeq names its product guanine nucleotide-binding protein-like 3 homolog. Gene Ontology annotation, cellular component: nucleolus. NCBI's taxonomy places the organism in Eukaryota, Metazoa, Cnidaria, Anthozoa, Scleractinia, Pocilloporidae. The record is from RefSeq and is a predicted model, not a curated record. Gene Ontology annotation, molecular function: GTP binding.
GCUGGUUUAUUGAGAGUCGAGAACAAAAUAAAGUAUGGUCCGUCCAAAGAAACAGAGCAAGCGGAUGACGGCCCACAAGAAAUACAAAAUACAGCGAAAGAUCAGGGAGCAUCUUCGGAAACAACGAAAAGAAGCCAAAAUUAGUGGAAAAACAAAAAAACACAAGAAAGAUCCAGGAGUCCCAAACCUUUUUCCAUUCAAAGAGGAAAUACUUAAACAAGCAGAGGACAAGAAAAGAAGACAAGAAGAAGAUAAAGAAAGAAGAAAGAAGAACAGGUUGAAAGAAGUGAAUAAAAAAAGAAAUCUAGAAAGUUUGCAGAAGGAUGCUCUUAAGAGAGGAAAGGAGUUUGAAAGAAAGGAAGCAAUUAAAGAAAAUUCUCAAUCAGAUAUUAACUCAGGCAGAAAAGUAGAGGGAUCACUUAAAGCAUAUUACAAAGAAUUCAAGAAGGUUGUUGAUGCUGCAGAUGUUGUCCUGCAAGUAUUAGAUGCCCGUGAUCCUUUAGGCUGUAGAUGUCCACAGGUAGAGGAGGCAGUAUUAUCUUCUGGAGUCAAUAAGAAAUUAGUUCUGAUUUUAAAUAAAAUAGAUCUUGUGCCAAGACAAAUUGUAGAUCAGUGGUUGAAAUAUCUCCGUAAUGAAUUUCCAACAAUUGCUUUUAAGGCAUCUACACAGAACCAAAGACAGAACCUGCAUCAAAGUAAGGUAUCUUUGUCAUUAGCUUCAGGAGAUCUAUUAGCAACCAGUGCUUGUUUAGGAGCAGACACUUUACUUAAACUUCUGGGAAAUUAUUGCCGUAAUAAAGACAUCAAGACUGCUAUUACUGUUGGAAUAGUAGGUUUUCCUAAUGUUGGCAAAAGCAGCAUCAUCAACAGUCUAAAGAGGUGUAAAGCAUGUACUGUUGGAGCCACUCCAGGGGUUACAAAGAGCAUGCAAGAGGUACAUUUGGACAAACAUGUCAAACUUCUGGACAGUCCUGGUAUUGUGAUGGACAGUGGAAACUCUGAUUCAGCUGUUAUAUUACGGAACUGUGUUAAGAUAGAAAGCAUUGAUGAUCCAGUCCCAGCAGUUGAAGCUAUUUUAAAAAGAUGUAACAAACGACAGGUCAUGGAAAAAUAUCUAGUACCAGAUUAUACAGAUGUGCAUGAGUUUCUCUCUCACCUUGGUAAAAGGCUUGGAAAGUUAAAGAAAGGUGGCAUUCCCAAUGUAAAUGCAGCAGGGAAAUCAGUGUUGAAAGACUGGAACAGUGGAAAGAUUGUAUUCUAUACUCAUCCGCCAGAACAGCACAAGUUACCCACCCAUUUAUCAGCUGAUAUUGUCAGUGAAUGGAGCAAGGAGUUUGAUUUGGGUUCUCUCCAACAGAAUGAACAUGACGAAUUGCAUGGUCUGCGGCACACAAUGGAAGAUGCAAUGGUGCUUGAAGCGGGUGACCCUGUGGAUGCAGCUAAGGUUGAUGAGGAAGAUAUGGAAUCCGCCGAGGAAGAUGACGACGACUCAGAUGACAGCGAUGAUGAUGAGGAAAUCGACGACGACGACGAAGAAGAAGAAGAAGCCAUGGAAGACAGCGAUGGUGAGCAGGCACAAAAAGAUGGCAUGACAGUUCUUGUCAAGAAUUCAAAAUCUGUCACACAUCCGAAGCAGGUCACGAAAUCUCGAGGAGCGACUUCAGGUGGACUGGCGCCGAAUGAAAUCAAUGAAUUUAAUCUACAGACUAAUAAGGAAAGAAAGAAGCUUUUUAAGAAGCAGCAGAGGGACAAGCGGAAACAAGCAACGAGUCAAGGAGAGGCAAUGGCUGAAGAUGACGAUUACAACUUUGACACUGACUUCAGUUGAAGAGAAAAGACAUAAUCCUGGACUAACAGCAAUAACAAUCACGCAUAUUGAUCUUAGGUUCAAUUGAAAAAAAAAAGGGAGAGAGAGAGAGAACAGAGCUAGAAUGUGAGGGAAAAAAGCUUGGAUCUGAAGCCUUUGGAGAACUA